Messenger RNA from Zingiber officinale, 1757 nucleotides. RefSeq names its product CAAX prenyl protease 1 homolog. The transcript is spliced from 14 exons. NCBI's taxonomy places the organism in Eukaryota, Viridiplantae, Streptophyta, Magnoliopsida, Zingiberales, Zingiberaceae. The record is from RefSeq and is a predicted model, not a curated record. The coding region runs from base 187 to 1467 and encodes 426 amino acids. Gene Ontology annotation, biological process: CAAX-box protein processing. Gene Ontology annotation, molecular function: metalloendopeptidase activity. Gene Ontology annotation, cellular component: endoplasmic reticulum membrane.
GUCAUUAGGUCGCAAUUAGUUCCCCAUCGAGCAGUUUCUACGCGAUCGCAGACGACGCAGUUCUCGGCAACGUCGGCCGCUUCUCUCCAUUCCCCCGACCAGACGCUGCUCUACACGGCUGCUGUAGUCUCCGACAGCCGCUGUUCUUCUUCUUCUUCUUCUUCUUCCUCUUCCUCUCCGCAAAAGAUGGAGUUCCCUUACCUCGAGGCUGUCCUAGGCUUUAUGAUCUGUAUGUAUAUCUUUGAAACAUACUUAGAUAUUCGGCAACAUGCAGCUCUUAAACUACCCAACUUACCUAAGCCGCUGCUGGGAGUAAUUAGUGAUGAAAAAUUUGAAAGAGCUCGAGCUUAUAGCAUUGAUAAAAGCUACUUUCACUUUGUUCAUGAAGCUGUGACCAUAGUGAUGGACACUGCAAUUCUAUACUAUAAAAUAUUACCUUGGUUUUGGAAGCUAUCUGGGAACUUUGCUUUGUACAUCGGUUUAAAUCCAAAGAAUGAAAUCAUACAUACAUUGUCAUUUCUGGCUGGUGUUAUGGUUUGGUCACAGAUAACUGAUUUGCCAUUUUCGCUUUAUUCUACAUUUGUGAUUGAGGCACGACAUGGGUUUAACAAGCAAUCACUACGGCUUUUUCUGAUGGACAUGUUUAAGGGAAUUUGCAUCUCUAUCUUCCUUGGCCCACCAAUUGUUGCAGCAAUUAUAGUCAUAGUCCAGAAAGGAGGUCCAUACCUGGCAAUAUAUCUUUGGGUUUUCAUCCUUGUUCUUUGCCUCGCGAUGAUGACAGUGUAUCCCAUUUUAAUAGCGCCUCUGUUUAAUAAGUUCACUCCUCUUCCCGCUGGAGAGCUGAGGGAGAAAAUAGAAAAGCUUGCUGCUUCACUGAAGUUCCCUUUGAAGAAGCUCUUUGUUGUUGAUGGAUCGACAAGGUCUAAACAUAGCAAUGCUUAUAUGUAUGGAUUUUUAAAGAAUAAACGUAUUGUUCUCUAUGACACCUUGAUCCAACAGUGCAAAGAUGAAGAGGAAGUUGUUGCAGUUAUUGCCCAUGAACUUGGACAUUGGAAACUCAAUCACACAAUGUAUUCUUUCAUUGCUGUUCAGAUUCUCACACUUUUGCAAUUUGGAGGAUACACUCUUGUGAGGAACUCAAAAGAUCUUUUUGAAAGUUUUGGCUUUGAUACUCAGCCAAUACUUAUUGGUCUCAUAAUAUUUCAGCAUACUGUUAUACCCCUCCAGCACCUUCUGAACUUUGGUCUCAAUCUUGUAAGCCGGACAUUCGAAUUUCAGGCUGAUGCUUUUGCCAAGAAACUAGGUUAUGCCAAACCGCUUCGUGCAGGCCUUGUCAAAUUGCAAGAGGAGAACCUUUCUGCCAUGAACACUGAUCCAUGGUAUUCAGCAUACCAUUACUCCCAUCCACCUCUUGUUGAAAGAUUAGCUGCAAUCGAAGAACCUGAGACAGCUAAGAAAGAGGACUAGUGCGAAUGCGUAUUGCUCUUAGAACAUGAAAAGUUUUGGCCAUCUGGUUCAAUCGGUUUACAUGGAUGAUAUAGAUUGCUGUUAUGUGCAAUGGUAGACCGUAUUUCUUCAAGUCUUCUCGUGUAGUAGAUGUUGGUCCAAACAAGUCUUCUCGUGUUAGUUAUCGACGCUGUUUGUUUCCUAGAAUUAGGAUUGUUAUAUGUGAAUUUGCAAAUCUUUCUACUCCUUUAGGAUGACACAUAGUGAAAGAUGUACUUGCAGAUUAAUUGGGCAUAUUUUGAACUGUCUUA